Saprolegnia parasitica CBS 223.65 is the source of this 1349-nucleotide messenger RNA. RefSeq lists its product as hypothetical. The record is from RefSeq and is a predicted model, not a curated record. Gene Ontology annotation, molecular function: protein binding; protein phosphatase regulator activity. The transcript is spliced from 5 exons. Gene Ontology annotation, cellular component: protein phosphatase type 2A complex; cytosol. Lineage: Eukaryota; Oomycota; Saprolegniomycetes; Saprolegniales; Saprolegniaceae. The coding region runs from base 1 to 1296 and encodes 431 amino acids. Gene Ontology annotation, biological process: peptidyl-serine dephosphorylation.
AUGCGAUCUGUAGUCGACACGAUCACGGCCAUCGAGUAUGAUCGGUCCGGCGAGUACCUUGCGACUGGUACCAAGGGUGGCCAAGUCAUCGUCUACUCCAAGGAAGGCGGCGCCCAUAAGAAGGAAAAGCUUCGCCGGUCGUUCCAAUCGCAAGAGCCCUCCAAGUACGCCAACUACAAGACGUUCCAGAGCCAUACGCCCGAGUUUGACUACUUGAAGAGCUUGGAGAUCGAAGAGAAAGUCAACAAGAUCAAGUGGUGCCGGGCGUCGAACAAUGCACUCUACUUGCUCUCGACGAACGACAAGACGAUCAAGUUCUGGAAGCUGCACGACCGCCACGUGCGUAGCACGCAGCGCGCCAACAUGACGUAUGGCGAGCGCAUCAUGUUCCCGACCAUGAGCGUCACCGACACGGUGGCGGUUGCGACGCCCAAGCGCGUUUUUGCCAACGCCCACACGUACCACAUCAACUCGAUCGCGCUCAACAGUGACGGCGAAACCUUUCUAUCGGCCGACGACCUGCGCAUCAACCUGUGGCACCUUGGUGUGUCCAACCAAAGCUUCAACAUUGUCGACAUCAAGCCCAACAACAUGGAGGAGCUCACCGAGGUCAUUACGGCUGCCGAUUUCCAUCCGUCGCACUGCAACAUCAUGAUGUACAGCACGAGCCGCGGGUCCGUCAAGCUUGGCGACAUGCGCACGUCGGCGCUCUGCGACUCGCACUCCCGGCUGUUUGAGGACCAGGAAGACCCCGCGUCGCGCAGCUUCUUCUCGGAAAUCAUCGCGUCCAUUUCCGACAUUAAGUUCUCGCCCGACGGCCGCUACAUCAUUUCGCGCGACUACCUCACUCUCAAGAUCUGGGAUGUCAACAUGGAGGCACGACCUGUCCAGACGAUCAACAUCCACGAGCAUUUACGUCCGCGACUCUGCGAGCUCUACGACACGGACAGCAUCUUUGACAAGUUUGAGUGCUCCGUGAGCGGCGACGGCAACAACUUUAUCACGGGCUCGUACAACAGCGAGUUUCACAUUUACGACCGGUACGGCCGGUCGGACUACUGCCUCAAUCCAAUGGUCCACGCCGGUCGACGACGCUCGUCUGCGCCGCACAAUGCGAUUGCGCGGGCGCUUGCGGCCGGCGCCGAGGCCGAACCGCUUGACUACAAGGCCAAAGUGCUCCAGACGACGUGGCACCCGACGCAGAACGAGGUCGCAGUUGCUGUGCGCAACAGCUUGUUCGUGUACGCGACCAAGCCCGAGACGCCGACGGGUCCGAAAGUCAAGCACGUGAAAUAGAUAGCCCCAUCUUGUCGUACGUUUUAAUCCAUGUCCUUGUCGGUUUACCAUGA